AUGGAUGAUUACCAUGUUAAAAACAAGUUAACCGUUAAUAAUGAUCAAGUAUUCUUGAAUACACUGUUGGAAACUGAGUGGAUCCCUACCGUCAAAAAAUACUUCUCGAAACCUCAAGAUUGCUGUUGUCAAAAAGAUAAAGAUUUAGUUUGUCUGGUUGUUCCAAUACUUGAAUGCAAAGUUAAAAACAAGGAGUUUUUAAAACAUUUGAAGUGGGAUACUUUUCCUGAAGUCGAAAAGGUUCUACAGCAGUUAGAGUUAUGUUAUGAAUCAAAACAACCACCAAAUAACUUGGAAAAGAUUUGCAGCGCAAUUUACGAAUAUAUGAGUAAAACUCUACAAGCAAACGAGGAAAUAUUCAAGAGUCAAUUGGAAAAUAAACU
This is a messenger RNA of Funneliformis mosseae, 383 nucleotides long. The record is from the annotation of a GenBank genome assembly. NCBI's taxonomy places the organism in Eukaryota, Fungi, Glomeromycota, Glomeromycetes, Glomerales, Glomeraceae.